Owenia fusiformis is the source of this 2638-nucleotide messenger RNA. The record is from the annotation of a GenBank genome assembly. NCBI's taxonomy places the organism in Eukaryota, Metazoa, Annelida, Polychaeta, Sabellida, Oweniidae.
CUUCAAGAUGUCAGCGUCCAGAAGAAGUAGGCCAAAACAUCAAGUUUCGAAAGAAACACUGAAAAGGCUUGUUAGUGACCAGGCAAAAGAAGAAUCACUAAAAAGUAAAGUAAAGCAGCAAUCGCAAGAUGACGAUGCAUCUUCCUGGACGCCCACCACAGGGACUACAUUCAAGGCACUACUUUCAAUCAGACUCUCAGCCGCCAUGUGGUCAACCAUUACAGAUUGUGAUGAGACUUACAACUAUUGGGAGCCAACCCAUUAUCUGCUAUUUAAGAGCGGGUUUCAAACAUGGGAAUACUCACCAGAAUAUGCAAUAAGGUCAUAUGCCUACCUCUGGCUUCAAGCCCUUCCUCUACAUAUAUACAGAACUCUAGUUCCUUCAACCAAGAUAGUUCUAUUCUAUAUGAUGAGAUGUAUGUUUGCCUUGUUGUGUACACUUGCAGAAGUAUAUUUCUACAGGGGUGUUUGUAAAGCAUUUGGUGCCAAUGUUGGUCGCAUCACUAUAGGGUUUAUGGUCCUGAGUGCUGGAAUGUACAUAUCUUGUACAGCAUAUCUACCAAGCACUUUUACAAUGUACAUGACACUACUGGCAUUUGGAGGCUGGUUUCACAGACAUAAUCAGGUUGCAAUCUCAGCUGUGGCUGCCAGUGCUUUACUAGGAUGGCCCUUUGCUGGAGCCCUUGGGGUACCCAUUGCUCUUGACCUGCUGUUUAGAGAGAAGAAAUGGUUUUACUUCUUUAAAUGGGCAGUCAUAUCUGGAAUCUCUUGCCUCGCAUUCUUAGUACAAGUGGACAGUUAUCAUUAUGGGAAAACAGUGAUAGCUCCAUUGAACAUAGCAUUUCUAGUACAAGUGGACAGUUAUCAUUAUGGGAAAACUGUGAUAGCUCCAUUGAACAUAGUUCUCUACAAUGUCUUUAGUGAACAUGGUCCAAAUAUAUAUGGGGUAGAGCCAUGGUAUUUCUACUUUAUCAAUGGCUUCCUUAACUUUAAUAUUAUCUUCUUCAUGGCGCUUGUAGUGCUACCUUUUUCACUUAUGGUCAGAGCAAUAACCCAACAUAAAACAGGAGAAAGUAAGCCUCUAUGGUUAUCUACUAGUGCCUUGUAUAUAUGGGUCCUGAUAUUCUUCACAAGACCUCACAAAGAGGAGAGGUUCUUAUUUCCCAUCUACCCCUUGAUUUGUCUAUGUGGAGCAGUUACAUUAGAACAUAUACAGUAUAUGUGGUCUUACCUCAGCAAUAAGAAACCCAGCCAUAUCUCUGGUCUACAACUAAGUAGUGGCUCAAUGUGGUUAGCAGGAUUGUGUAUCAUAGGGUCAUCUGUACUGUCAGCUGCCAGAGUGGGAGCUAUUUAUAAUGGCUACUCUGCCCCUCUUAACAUCUACCUUGAUCUAAAUAGGGCUGCCAAUGACCCUGCUGUUCAUACACUUCCCCAUGGGAAGACUGUCAAUGUAUGUGUGGGCAAGGAAUGGUACAGAUUCUAUAGUUAUUCUGCACCUCUUAACAUCUACCUUGAUCUAAAUAGGGCUGCCAAUGACCCUGCUGUUCAUACACUUCCCCAUGGGAAGACUGCCAAAGUGUGUGUAGGCAAGGAAUGGUACAGAUUCUAUAGCUACUCUGCCCCUCUUAACAUCUACCUUGAUCUAAAUAGGGCUGCCAAUGACCCUGCUGUUCAUACGCUUCCCCAUGGGAAGACUGUCAAUGUAUGUGUGGGCAAGGAAUGGUACAGAUUCUAUAGCUACUCUGCCCCUCUUAACAUCUACCUUGAUCUAAAUAGGGCUGCCAAUGACCCUGCUGUUCAUACGCUUCCCCAUGGGAAGACUGUCAAUGUCUGUGUAGGCAAGGAAUGGGCUGCCAAUGACCCAGCUGUUCAUACACUUCCCCAUGGGAAGACUGUCAAUGUAUGUGUGGGCAAGGAAUGGUACAGAUUCUAUAGCAACUUCUUCCUUCCUGAUGAGCACUGGCAGAUGCAUUUCCUUCAGUCAGAGUUCAAAGGUCAACUACCCAGCAAGUAUGGACCCGGAAAUAAUGCAACGUCCAUAAUACCAACCCAUAUGAAUGAUAAAAAUACAGAGGAAACUUCAAGAUAUUUUGAAGUGAACAAGUGCCAUUAUUUGAUAGAUGUUGACUUAGGGAGUUACACAGACUUAGAGCCACAGUAUAGUGCACAACCAGAGUGGCAGUUUGAAGUGAAUAAGUGCCAUUAUUUGAUAGAUGUUGACUUAGGGAGUUACACAGACCUAGAGCCACAGUAUAGUGCACAACCAGAAUGGCAGGUCCUAAGUUCAAGUCCAUUCCUACAUGCUUCCAAAUCUCACCCAUUACUCCGUGCCUUCUACAUUCCUAUACUCUCAGACAUGUAUUCUACAUAUGGACAAUAUCACUUAUUGAAAACUACAAGGACUAAAAAAACAAAAAACAACCAAUCAUAAAAAAUAUCUCAAAUCUCCAAGAGCUUCAUCCAUUGUGAUUUACCUUCUUUGCCUCUACUAUUUCGGUCUCAUGGAUUUGGACAACAUUAUACUUCAUUAUACUUCAUUAUACUAAUGUUACUGUAAGAAAAUACAUACAAUGGAACAUAAACUUCUAACACCUGUAAAGUAGAACAACUCUAGAAGUGGAACACCUCUCUAAGUGGA